Molecule: messenger RNA, 3173 nt
Organism: Dunckerocampus dactyliophorus (ringed pipefish)
Lineage: Eukaryota; Metazoa; Chordata; Actinopteri; Syngnathiformes; Syngnathidae
Gene: stra6
Product: signaling receptor and transporter of retinol STRA6
Exons: 18
Coding region: 484-2460 (658 amino acids)
Biological process (GO): vitamin A import into cell
Cellular component (GO): plasma membrane
Molecular function (GO): signaling receptor activity; retinol transmembrane transporter activity
Source: RefSeq, a predicted model, not a curated record
AAAAUUCCCUCAUCUAAUGGUUAGAGGACUUGUUAGAGGAAUAUUAUAAAGUGCAUUCCCAUGGCUGUUAUUACUACUAGUAUGUCGGCGGUGCUUCAUCCGCCAUAAAGUUGGUCUGAAAAGGUGUGUUGGGCAAAAUGAUGUUCUGCAUUCCACAUUAAGUAAGUGUCCACGCCUCUCUCGUGAGCGCAGGUGCAGGCGACUGGCACCCAGUGUGGUGGUAACACUCCGUUGAAAAAGGGCCUUUGCAGUGUGGAGGCACAACCAGGAGUUGUCACAUUAAUUCCCAGCCCCACAACAGGACCGCGACACCUGAGUCCGAGCUGACCCUACGCUCGACAGCGAGGACGCCUCUGUGGCGCAAAACUUGGGACUUGGCACAGGUUUGCUUCUCACGAUCACAGCUCUGUGCCACUUUGAAAUUGUGGUAAGAAGUUCCCCCCCGGUGCAAACUUUGGAAGUGUUUGAAAAAGAGGCAGCACAAUGGAUAUGGAUGAAGUGGACUACGAGUACCCAGAUUUUGACCCUGUACCCAACAGGAUUAAAAAAGAAGUAAUUCUUCCAUGUGACCCUACAGCAGAUGACAGGCUCUACCACAUAUGCAUCAGCGCAGUAUCUCUCGUUGUCAUGGUGAUCCUGGCAGUCUUAGCCAGACGCACAAAGGCCGGCAGCAGACAGAAAGGACUCCCAGGUUUACUCAGUCCGGUCAACUUCCUGGACCAUACUCAGCACAAGGGCCUGGCCGUGGCUGUGUUUGGAGUUCUCUUAUGCAAACUCUGCGGCCUGGUCAUAUUGCCAAACCCUCUCCCCUUCACGACAGAGGCAGAGAACAAACAGAACUGGAUGAUCCUGGGUGUCUUCUUCUACCCCUUACUUUACUACCCUCUCCUGGCAUGUGGUACCUUGCACAAUAAGGUGGGCUACGUUCUCGGUAGCCUUUUGUCAUGGACGCACUUUGGUGUCCUGGUUUGGCAGAAGAUCGACUGCCCCAAAACACCACAGAUACAUAAACACUACUCGCUGUUUUCCAGCCUACCCCAGAUAGCCUGCUUGGCAUUCCUUAGUUUCCAGUAUCCUCUUCUCCUCUUCAAGGGCUUGAAGGGCACUGAAAAGAAUAAUGUUACUGAGGAUCUCAACAGCAGCUACUACAACGACUAUGUGAAGAAACUGCUUAAGAAAAAGAAUCCCAUGAAAAUCGGCACAUCAAGCACUGAGACACCUAAGCUCCCUCAGCGAAUAAUUGAUGCUGUAAAAUCUUACAUUUAUACACCAGAGGAAGCUUUCCGAUUCCCUCUAAAGUUGGCCAUAUCUGGCGUGGUGUCAUUUAUCACACUCUAUCAGGUUGGCCUGCUGCUGAUCAUUGCCGUGGUGCCUUCACUGCAGACUGCCCGCAUGGGAGUCGAUGAAGAAAUUGCCAACGUUUUAGCCGGCUUCAAGAUUGUGCUCUCUCCAGAUAAACAUGAAGUGGUCAGAAUAGUGAUGUAUUACAUGUGGUGUGUAGAAGUGUGCUACAUCUCAGCGAUGACCCUGUCAGGCCUCGUCAACUUGGCAAUGUUCAUGAGGUCCAUGGUUCUCCAUCGGUCGAACCUGAAGGGGCUGUACAGGGGAGAUAUCUAUAAUGUUUAUAACUGCCAGAGAAGUAUUCGAGCUUCGCGGCCUGCCCUGGUCUGCUGGAUGGGAUACACCAGCUUCACGGCAGCUCACGUAUGCAUCGCCAUGCUCGUCCAGACCAUGGUGUUCUUCCUCUGUCUUCUCAUUGCUGUUUUCCUCAUUAUCAUGCCCAUCCUGCACCAGAAGAACCUGAUUCUGUUUCAGAUCCUGUGGAGCAUGUGGCCUUUUUGGCUGAUGAUCCUCAUGGCUGUGCUGACUCAGCAUAUAACUGCCAGGUUUUGUUUUAUCAAAAAGAUGACUGGAACACGAAACCUUGACAACAGGGGAAACCUCUUCCUGCUGACCUUCCUACUGUUUCCAGUCAAUGUUCUCAUCGGGGUGCUACUAUCAGUCUGGCGCAUGAUCAUCACAGCCCUGUUCAACAUAGUUCACAUGGGGCGCAUGGACAUCAGCCUUCUGAACAGAAACGUGGAAGCAUUUGAUCCAGCCUACCGCUGUUACGCUCAUUAUCUGAAAAUUGAGGUGAGCCAGUCCCACCCUGUGAUGAAGGCUUUCUGCGGGAUGCUGCUGCAGUCUGCGGGUCAGAAGAACAAUGUCGUGCCGAGGUCACAGGAUGCUGAAGAGGGGAUUCAGCUGGUCCAACAGCAGAAAAAACACCUGAAGGUUUCCAGUACCAAGCGAGCCCGAGGCCACUGGCAGCUCCUUUACACGCUGGUCAACAACCCCUCCCUGGUGGGCACCAGGAAGCACUUCCAGCAGCGUGUGGCGGCCGAGAUUCUGAACGGGAGCCUGAAGGGCAGCACCAAAGAAGGCAGCAGGAAGGAAGCUGAGGCGGCCGCCUGCAACUGAAUAUGAGCCCCUAUAGGAGGAUUGUCUUGAAUGAAUGAUAACGGUCCUGUUAUUUUUCCACUCCUUAUGUAGAUGCACACUUAGAGCCCAGUGCCUCUGGUAGAGAUCUUCACCAAGUCCUGCCACAUCUCUGCUUUCUUCUGGGUGUCUUCCCCAAGGCCCUUAGGCACAUGGUCUCCAGCUGGUGGGAGGAGCUUGUGUGGGCAUCCAUACCUUCUUAAUGUGCAAUCCUCAACACCUAAAUACUGUACCACUUAUGUGCCUCUUAUCAAUACAGCCACAAUCAGUAUGUUGCAAAUGUGUACAUACGCAGACUAAAUGUGGAUUGUGGAUGGAUGUGCUUGGCAUUAUUUUUUAAAGAGGGUAUUUAUUGUACAACCUGACUAUUUAUGCAUUUAUUGAAUUAAGGGUUGUCAGUGCCCCCCCCCCCCCCCCCCUUUCCCCCAGUUACCUUUCAAUUGUGUGUGCGUGUGAUUAACAAUAGCGGGGCAAAUGAAACGUAUUAUAUUUGUAUUCUACAAACACUACCUGCCUUUGUUUUUUUUUGCAUUUAAACUAAAAUUGUAUGCGAACUCCUGAAUCAUAUUGCACUGGAAAUUUAAAAAAAAAAAGGCGAUAUUGUGAGAGUAAAAAAACAAAACAAUUCCAUGUUUAUCUUCCUUGAAAAAAAUGCAAAGCCAAAAUAAAAUAAGCCAUGCGAGUACAAAACCAUA